This is a messenger RNA of Echinococcus granulosus, 2322 nucleotides long. Its product is annotated as Phospholipase DDHD1. The record is from RefSeq and is a predicted model, not a curated record. The coding region runs from base 1 to 2322 and encodes 773 amino acids. Gene Ontology annotation, cellular component: cytoplasm. NCBI's taxonomy places the organism in Eukaryota, Metazoa, Platyhelminthes, Cestoda, Cyclophyllidea, Taeniidae. Gene Ontology annotation, molecular function: glycerophospholipase activity; metal ion binding. The transcript has 11 exons.
AUGGUUAACUCGGAAAUACAGACUUCCUCCCUUUUUGACGGUCGGGUCACUGCUAAUUCGUUGGGUGGUUUACCGUUUGAUGACUCAAAUUCAAUUAAACCCACAAGAGUUCGUUGGUUUUACAAAGACGAAGCGACAAAAAGAUGGAUCCCCUUUAGCGGCUAUGACUCGAUUAUUAUCGAGCUCAAUUACCUCAAUCUUCUGAAAACCCGCGGGUCUGGGCAUUCUGUUGAAACUGUUGACAGUCUUAGACCUCUUCUCGUUCGAGAAGGUCUUUACGAGGUCGAUAUUGUUACUAAUCAUUGCUAUCCUGUGUACUGGGAGUCUUCCACAGGUCCAACUGAUAUAUUACGCGGGACAUGGUUCAAAGAUCCUGGCGGACCAAACUGUGUUCCCAUUGACGACGAAUCAAUGGUAGAACAGCUUGAAUCCACGCACGCUUUGCUGAGUCGCCGGCUAUUUGAUACAGAAUCAAUACGGUCCGAUAGUUUGUCACCCAAAUUGGAUAGCGAAGAUGAGACCGGUGUUCACACGCUGAAAUUUGCUGACUGCCAUGUCGACUGGUAUUCAUUGGAUGAGGUCUACCUUUACGUGGAAAGUGCUAGUUUCUUCAUUCGACAGAAAUUGGGCAUGCAAAAGGUUGGAACUCGUCUGGGUCGUGGCUACCACGAAGAGGCAGGGUUUGAUCCGGAACCUCCGAGUUUUUCACACCUUUGCUUCGUAGUCCAUGGAAUGGGUCAGAAAUACCUCAAGGGUUCCAUCAUUACUGCCUGUGAUGGAAUUCGUGAGACCUCCAGAAAGCUCAUUGAUUCCUAUUUCCCCGACAUUCGGGCCUCAAAACAUCGAAUUCAGUUCCUCCCAGUCGAGUGGCGUAAUUCCCUGCGUCUCGAUGGAAACAUCGUUAACUCCAUCACUCUUGACAACUUGACGCGUUUACGGACCUUUCUUAACUGCACCUUCAUGGAUAUCAUGUACUACACUAGCCCCCUCUACCGCCACGAGAUUAACCAGAGUCUGCGAGUAGAACUGAAUCGGCUCUACUGUCUAUUCUGUGAGAGGCAUCCGUACUUCGAAGAACAAGGUGGAAAGGUGUCCAUUUUGGCACACUCACUCGGCUGUGUCAUCUCCUACGAUCUCAUUACAGGAUGGAUCGAACCGGUCACCCAUUACAUUCAGCCACCUCUUUACGUGGAAAAGAAGGAACAGGGUUUGGAAGACGUGCCGUUGUCGAAGCUAACAAGAGGCAGCAACAUUAGCAAUGGUAUUGGUGACAUCGACGGAGACAGCGAAGAUCCCUCCGUUCUACUUGCCAAACUGGAAGCCGCAAAAGAAGUUGUAAAAUGUCUUGAAACUCAAUUAGAAAGGCGACAGCUCAAGGACUUUGCCCACAGGUCUUCUGACAACUGCCAGUCAUUGGUUUUCGCUUCAAGGUUGGAAAACCUCUUCUGUAUGGGUUCCCCUCUCGCCGUCUACCUGACUCUGAGGGGUGUUCAACCGGGCCAGACCGGUGCCACUGACACCAUUAUGCCGCGAUCAAAGUGUUCCUACAUCUACAACAUCUUCCAUCCCGCUGAUCCAGUGGCCUACCGACUGGAACCGCUUCUCUUAAAAUGCUACUCCAGUGUUCCUCCUGUGGAUAUUUACCGAUGCACAGAUGCCUCUAAGAUUCCCUACCAAAUCGCGCACGCAAUGAACGCCCCCUCCCUCACUGCCCAAAAUUCCGCUCCUCCAGGGAUGCUAUAUGACGACCAAAAUCAAAGUUAUGACUCCUUUCCGGGCCCUACCUCACAUUCGUUGCUUGGAUAUGGCAAUUCUUCGAUGGAUUCCCUCAAUUUUAUUGGUAGUCAAUUCAGGCGACGUCUUCCUCUAUCCUCCUUAAUGUUCGGAUUUUUCCGAGAUUACAAGGAAUCCCAUACUCAGCCUACACCACUGCAGCAGCAAACAUCAUCUCCGCCGGCACAAGUCUCUGUAAAACGCCAUAAGCCCUCCUCUCCGCCUUCUGAACCCUCAAGAGCUCACUUUUGCGUGGAAGAUGAGGAAGUGGAGGAGGAGGCGUUAUCACACUCAGCAGCCACCUUCAAUUUCCCCACCUCCUCUCCUUCUUCUCCCCUUGACGUCUGUUUUCACGAUGCUGGGGCAUUGCCUUUGUCCUUAGAAUACCGUAUGGAUUAUCAGUUGAAGGGGAGUCGGUACGAGUCCACUUACCUCUCCGCCCUUACCGUGCACACGGGAUACUGGGUAAACGCGGAUCUUGUCAUGUUUGUGCUCAUGCAGUGCCAUCCUGACUCUACGCCUAUUGACAGCCCCAUGACACCGCUGUGA